Messenger RNA from Grammomys surdaster, 1229 nucleotides. RefSeq names its product elongator acetyltransferase complex subunit 5 (gene Elp5). The transcript is spliced from 9 exons. The record is from RefSeq and is a predicted model, not a curated record. Lineage: Eukaryota; Metazoa; Chordata; Mammalia; Rodentia; Muridae. Gene Ontology annotation, biological process: tRNA wobble uridine modification. Gene Ontology annotation, molecular function: tRNA binding. Bases 36 to 992 code for a protein of 318 amino acids. Gene Ontology annotation, cellular component: nucleus; elongator holoenzyme complex; cytosol.
GGCUGCAGGCCGAGACAGGUUAGAAGCAAUCGUAAAUGCCCCGCCUCCUUGGUGGUGACGACAUCAGAAGGCGUCCUGAGGCGUCAGAGAUGCUGGACUCCUUGUUGGCCAUCGGUGGUUUGGUGCUUCUUCGAGAUUCGGUGGAGUGGGAGGGGCGUAGUCUCCUGAAGGCGCUUAUCAAGAAAUCUGCACUUCGUGGGGAGCAAGUCUACGUUCUGGGCUGUGAAGUGAGUGAAGAAGAGUUUCGCGAAGGUUUUGCUUCUGAUGUCAACAGCCGCCUGGUUUACUAUGACCUCUUCAGAGACCCUCUUAACUGGUCAAAACCUGGGGAAGCUGUCCCUGAAGGACCUCUAAAAGCCUUGAUAUCCAUGUGCAAAAGGACAGAUGGUGGCUCAGUCACCAUUGCCCUUGACUCUCUCAGCUGGCUGCUGUGGCACAUUCCCUGUGUUACACUCUGUCAAGCCCUACAUCCUCUGAGCCAGCGAAGUGUAGACCCAGGUAAUAACUCCCCAAUAGAGCAGGUACGUGUCCUGGGCCUCCUACAUGAAGAGCUUCAUGGUCCUGGCCCCAUGGGAGCAUUGAGCACCCUUGCUCACACAGAGGUGACUCUGAGUGGUAAAAUGGACCAGACUUCAGCCUCCAUUUUCUGUCGAAGGCCCCAACAACGUGCAACUUACCAGACUUGGUGGUUCUCCAUUCUUCCUGACUUCAGUCUGGAUCUCCAUGAAGGGCUUCCCCGCUAUUCUGAGCUACACCCAGAUCCUCAUACAACCCAGGUGGAUCCCACGGCUCAUUUGACCUUUAACCUUCACUUAUCCAAGAAAGAAAGAGAAGCCAGAGACAGCCUCACUCUGCCUUUCCAGUUCAGCUCUGAAAAACAGCAAGCUCUGCUGCAUCCAGGCCCAGGACAGACCUCCGGCCGCAUCUUCUAUGAGCUAGAUGCUUUUGAUGAUGUGGACCAAGAAGAUCCAGAUGAUGACCUAGAUAUUUGACAGACAAAUGGGAGAGGAAGGCUGUGGGCUCCGAACCAUCCUGCUGUUAGCAGACUCUACCUUGUCCCUAGCCUGCCUUUGUUGCUUUGUCUGUAGAGGCUGUGUCAUGUGAGCCAAGGAGCAGCAUCAAGCUGAGGCAAAAAGUGUGGUGAGGGCGUAGUAUAUGCCCAGAGAAUAAGAAAUACCCUCUUCCCAUGCCCAUUUCUAAUAAAAUAUGUGUGUGUGUGUGUAUAUUAA